GACAUCAACAAUGAGUUGUCUGAGUGAAACUUGUACGGGGUGUAUAUCAGAGAAGCUUUACUGAAGUGAAAAUCAGUAUGGAGGACAAAAUUGAGAAUUACCAGGUUCUCAACCUGUUGGGUAGAGGUGGCUUUGCCUGCGUAUACCGAGCUAAGACCAUCAGUACUGGACAGGAAGUUGCUAUUAAAAUGAUUGAUAAAAAGUUAAUGCAGUCCAGUGGCAUGGUAACCAGAGUUAAGAAUGAAGUAGAAAUUCAUUGUCAGCUGAAACACCCGUCUAUCCUGGAGCUUUACAGCUAUUUCGAAGACCACAACUAUGUGUACCUUGUAUUAGAGCUGGCCCAGAAAGGAGAGCUUUUAAGAUAUCUCAAGAAAAAUGCAAGAGUUUUCAGCGAAGAGGAAGCUCGUCAGUUUCUGGAGGAGAUAGUGAUAGGUCUUCUUUAUCUUCAUUCCCAUGGGAUUCUACACAGGGAUCUGACAUUAGCAAACAUUCUACUCACCAGAGAUAUGCACUGUAAAAUAGCCGACUUUGGAUUGGCGACGCAGCUGAAGCUCCCAGGGGAACAGCACUACACCAUGUGUGGAACACCGAACUACAUCUCGCCAGAGAUAGCAACCAGAGGGCCACAUGGUCUCCAGUCUGAUGUAUGGUCUUUAGGGUGUAUGCUUUACACCUUUCUGACCGGUAACCCACCUUUUGACACAGAAGCUGUCAAGAAGACACUUAACAAGGUGAUGUUGGCCGAGUAUAUCAUGCCCACACACAUCUCAGCGGAAGCCCAGGAUUUGAUCAGUAAAAUGUUGAGAAAGGACCCAACAGAAAGGAUCAGUUUAUCAUCAGUCUUGGAUCAUCCUUUCAUGGACAGGACCCGCUUCGGUGGAUCCAAGAAAAAACCCAUCUCCAAGAGGCCAGUGGAAUCGUCGCUGGACAGUGGUCUCGCUACCAUGGCAACGACAUCUUCCUCCCAUACAACUAACCGCACUUCAUCCCGAAGCAGACCCAUGAGGGCCCUCCCGUUGUCAGCCCUGACCCCGGUCAUCUCCCAGGGCGAGGGGUCAAGAGGUCAGGUCAAGGAUCAAGAACGAGGUCAUCGUCAUGGAGACAGGAUUGUCACAAGUUGGAAUCAGUACGAUAGGCAUCCCCCCUCUCCGCCAGUCAGGCAACGAGCCAAUCACAGCGCGGCUUUGCAGUCAAGCAAUGGGCAAGGAGGAGAGGCAGAAUCCAGACCAUGGUUUUCAGGUCUAAAGCAGAAGGCAUCGAGUUCUCAGGACCUCAGGUCGACCAGCAGCGAUGGGACGCAACCUCCUACAUCUUACAAUUCAGCACAGUCCAGAGACUACAACCUUACCAUGAAACCGUCUAUCAGCGAUGGAAGCAUAAAAGGGUCUAAAACAAAGACUAGGGGCACGUAUGAAUCUCGCGAGAGGAAUGUGUACAGAAGCCAAGGACACCUGUACGAGGGUGAUCCUCAGUCAGCGAGAAGUGCCUCUUGGAAGUCGCAGGAUCACCUAGGACAGCAUGGCUCGAUUUUCAGAGAGAAGAGCAGGACAGAGAUAUCUGGACAUUAUGAUAGGGUCGACGAUGCCAAGCAUAGACUGUUUUCUGAAGCAGAUGUUGAUUCUGAAGGGACGCAGACUCAGAUAUUAAGGACUGACCAUGCUAGAGGUGUUUGUGGGGACAAGAAACAGAGUACUCAGUCCUCUAUAAGUGACCAUCCUAGCCUACAUGGUGUGCAUUCUUCGUCAUCAGUUGGAGGAUCAUCAGUGAAGCAGGAUGAUGCAUCGCAUAAGGACAUCAAGGCUGGGGAAAAGAGCAGCCACAAAUGGAGCAAAUCAAAGUCACAUGACCUUGACAAAGGCGGCGACUGGAUGCACAGACAUACACGCAAGCAUGAGAAAAGGGAAGGUGGUGGUAAGGGAGAGGGUGGAGCUGGUGUUCAGAGUUUAGCUCAUUUGACCCCGCCUUUGAAUGCUACGAGACUAAGACCAAUCAGGCAAAGGACAAGAAAUGCAGUAGUGAGCAUCAUGCCUGGCGGAGAGGUUUGUCUUGAGUUUCUCAAGACCAAAGAUGGUCAGGACAGAGUGGUAGAAGUCUUGAGGAUAUCACAAGAUGGUAUGCAGGUUACCAUCUACCAGCCCAACGGGGGCAAAGGUUUCCCCAUCAUGGAGGACCCGCCCUCCCCGCCCCAAGACAGCGGCAUCACCACCCACAGCUACCACGACCUCCCAUCCAAGUACUGGAAGAAGUACCAGUAUGCCUCUAGGUUCAUCCAGCUGGUCAGGUCCAAGACCCCUAAGGUCACCCUCUAUACAUCGGAAGCAAAGUGUAUGCUGAUGGAGAACGGCCCAACAGCGGACUUUGAGGCUUGCGUCUAUGAUGGAACUAAAAUCCAUGCCACUUCGGCAGAACUGGACGUAACUGAGAGUAACGGCCAGACAAGCAAACUCCCGGCUGACCCUAACAGUGACCAGAUACCCAGCCACCUCAAACCAAUCAUCACCAGCUUCUACACAUGGCGGCAGCAUUGUGUGGAUGUUGAAUCUGCAAUCGCUAGUCUUGAAUCCAGACAUGGCUAUGGACCUUUCUUUCCUCUUAUCCUCUCAAGGAAGCCAGUUCAAGAACCAUACCAGCACGGAACAAAGGCACCACCAUCAACCAACAUCAGAACAAUUGCAGCAACAUCCCAAGCAACUCCUGCCACUACCACCACUACCACUAACAACAAGGUGCCACGUUUUACCAGUACCCAUCAAGAUGACCCCGCCAAGGGGUGCCCCCAGGGGUCUGUCACCUCCCCUAGCGUAGUGGCCCCGCCCACAGCCUCUGUAUGUUCCUUUGAUGGUACUAUAUGCAGCGUAGCAAGGAGUGCACAUGGCAAGGACAGGACAAAGCACAGAAAAACAGCUGAAAGUUCUAAGGAGACUAAAGCCACAUCGCAAGCCUCCUCACACCCAGAAGGCAAGGAGGAAGUUCUUAAAAGUGUCUUUGUCCCAAACAUUGGAUGGGCAUCUCAGAUGAGUUCCGGUGAGGUGAGAGUUCAGUACAACGAUGGUUCUAUGAUCCUAGUCCAUGCUACUGCAUCUACCAUUAAAUACAUUGACACACAGGGCAAAACUCAAAGCUAUGGUAGAAAUGCAGUGUUACCGAGUCACAUCAGGGAGAUGCUCCUUCAUAUGCCUCGGGUCAUACAGCUCUUUGUGAAUCAGAACAAACCAAAAUGACGUCAUUUCACGUAAGAUCAGCAAUUUGUGAUGAACAUUAAAUCAAGGUGGCAUGUUUCAGCAAAGCUUGUGAUCAGCAAAUUUUUGAUGAUCAAUUCAUGAAAUGUUCAGCCCAUUCAAUGCCUGAGAAGUACUUUAAUGAUUCGCAAAUUAAGCAUUUUGAUCAAGAAUCCAAUAAAAAAUAAACUUCUGGGCUUAAUUUUGAAUCAAAGGCCAUGGCCAGUUGAGUGGCCUUGAUGCUUCUCUCAUUGGCCUUAGCGAAUUGUUGUGCCCUCUUUCCCAUUUGAGCCAUAUUAUUAAUAUAGGCCAAAUGGAAAAAUUGCCUUUCCCUAAAAAUAUUAUUUAAUGCCUGAAACAUUCAUGUAGAUCUACAAAAUUCAUCCUAUCAAAUGCAUUUUUAUUUUAAUUGUCUCUACACCAUAUCUGUUUUAGGGCAUAUACAGUAUAAAGAUAUAAUCUAGUAAUUAAUUGGAAUAGUGCUUGCACCUUUGGGAUGUUUAUCCAAUAUUGAAAUAGGCUUUAGUGCAAAUUUUUACAAAUUGGCUUGUUAUUCCACCUUAGUCCAGCUUCGUGAAACACCCCCUUGACCCGUAUGCAGUAAACCGUGACAUUCCUUGUUAUCAACAUAAAUCGUGUGGCUUGGUGGACAAGUCUCUGAACUUUUUGCAGGGCGUUUGCCACUGUCCUCUCAAGUGUAGUAAAUGGGUACCCGGUAGGAAGAAAUUCCUGGAAUGCUCAAGCGUCCAUUCUGGGUAGCCGUGCUGAAGCCGGGGGUAAUACAUGUAGUAUGCAGCUCUUGGAAACAUUGUAUUAAGUGCUGUAUAGAUAUUGUAGGUAUUAUUAUCAAUGAACUGUGUACCUCUGCCAUUGUUAUUGGUUAAAUCCCGUUUCAGAAAGGUUUAUGUAUUAUGCGUGUAGUCACCUUGGAUUAUGGAGGAUAAUUGGGUUGGAUAUGACUGGUUUUUAUGUCACUAUGUAUGUCUGCUUACUCGUUCACAUUGCGCUAAAGAAGGACAAAUAAUUUUGUUCAGCAUUGAAAUAGAAGUAGUUUUUCAUAUUAGAAAACACACUUUUCUUUACUUCUGUUUGAUUCAUAGUUUUCUGUGGGCAAUUCGCAAAUUUGUAGGUUACCUGUUCGCUCCACUCUUGGUAGAAAAAAAAAACAGAUUUCAUCUUUUCGGGAGACGUUUACUUUUAUUGUUGAAAUUCAGAUACCCUCUACCAAAUGAUUUUUGUUUUCCCUACUUCAAAUUGUGUUUACUCACUUAUGAAUAAAUGAUGUAUCAUAUAAAAUGUAUUUGUAUGAAAGAGGAGAUGGGCAAUUCCAUAAAAUAUUCAACCAUUUUGUACGUCCAACCCCCAUUUUUCUCAAUUCUUACUUCACUUCAUAAACUGACCAAGUCAUGGUCAUUUGAGAGCAUUACAGACUGUCAAAAGAACAAGAAAUCAGAGACAGUAAAUUUCAUGAAGGUCCCAUAUAUAGGGGGUCGGAUGUACAUAUUUUAUGGAAUUGCCCUGAUUCUAACUUACAAUACAUAAUUUUUCAAUUAUAUGUGUGAUUAAGUGAGUGCAUCACUAUUUCUCAGUUUUAAUUCUUAUGGGAUUGCAGAGUAUGAUAAAUUACAAAUUAAUUUGGUUGAAAAAAUGCCCAUGUCAUAAUGUCUAUACAAGAAAAAAUCCCCCCUACCCCAGAAAAACCUGCUAUAAUAUGAACAUGUGAAUAGGAAUAAAGUGUUGUGAUGAAUUAAAGGAGAAGUCCUGACAAAAAGUGUAUUGUAAAAUCAGCAGAAAAUAAUUAAAGAUAUUGCCAAAGGUUUGAGAAAAAUCCAUCAAAGCAUAAAAGAAGUUAUUACAAUCAUUAUUUGAUUUGUGAUGUCAUAUGCGAGCAGCUUUCUUACAUAUCGUGUGGUAAAAAAAUCAAAUGUCAUUUUCUCAGAAAAUUAGAAAUGGCUUUUAUUGUACCUUCAGUAUAUCAAUAGACAAACCAUUUCACAACCGUUUCUAAAAAGAAAACAAAAACAAGUCAUCAUGAACCAUUAAAAAUAUGAAAUUUAUGCAUUUUAUAUUUCAUAACAUGUGGGGCAGCUGCUAGUUUAUGACAUCACAAAACUUAAAAUUCUAAUAACUUCCUUUAUCUUUAAUGGAUUUUCCUCUAACCUUCACCAAUAUUUUUUAUCAUUUUUUUUCUGCUAUUUUUACAGCAAACUUUUCUUCAGGGUGAACUUUCCCUUUAAAGAAUGCUAAUUGUACAACAGCUUUAUGAAGUAUUCUCGAUAUGUCAUCCUUAUUCUGCAAGUUAAAGUGUCCUUCGAAAAUACCUCAUAAUUUUUUCUAUUACUUUUUAUUGGCAAUUUAUUCAUCAAUGCAUGAUGCAUAAUUAUGUAAAUACAAUGUAUGUAUAAAUAAUGAGAAAUACUAAAAAACAGAAAUGUACAUUUAUUCUACUCUAGAGGUAGAUGAGAUAUCCUUUUGGAGAAAUAUUUAUAUAUUUAGAUUUAAAUAAAUGAAAUAUUUAAAAUGGAAUAA
Molecule: messenger RNA, 5747 nt
Organism: Lytechinus pictus (painted urchin)
Lineage: Eukaryota; Metazoa; Echinodermata; Echinoidea; Temnopleuroida; Toxopneustidae
Product: serine/threonine-protein kinase PLK4-like
Exons: 17
Coding region: 78-3221 (1047 amino acids)
Biological process (GO): mitotic spindle organization; protein phosphorylation
Cellular component (GO): kinetochore; nucleus; spindle pole
Molecular function (GO): protein binding; protein serine/threonine kinase activity; ATP binding
Source: RefSeq, a predicted model, not a curated record